Arabidopsis lyrata subsp. lyrata is the source of this 1687-nucleotide messenger RNA. Its product is annotated as ABC transporter F family member 4. Bases 205 to 1518 code for a protein of 437 amino acids. The record is from RefSeq and is a predicted model, not a curated record. The transcript has a single exon. NCBI's taxonomy places the organism in Eukaryota, Viridiplantae, Streptophyta, Magnoliopsida, Brassicales, Brassicaceae.
CCAUUACCACCCAAGAAAUUGCGAGAUUUAAGCUCCGUUUUACAAUCACAUAAGUAAUCGAUUCUCAUUUUAUAGAAAACCCUAAUUUUCUUCCAAGGAGAUUUUUUUCGUUUCCUUGAUAUACACGUUUCUCUUUCUUUUCCUUUAAAAAAAAAGAAUUUUUUUUUUGUUCUUUCUUCCUUUUGAUCCAUAUUCUUUGAGGUAAUGGCAACGACAUCAAGCACGACAAAAGCAAAAACGGACAACCAAAACCUAACCAGAACCAAAUCUCUCGGUAGAAAACCAAAGCUACCUUCGUCCACGGGGUCAUCAGAAGAUGGGUCUGAUCAGAAACCGGAGAAGCCUUUGCCAAACUAUUUGAAACCAACAAUCAGUUCGAGACCCGACCCGGUCAAGUUAUUGAAGAAGAACAACAGUAGUCUUGAUGAUAACCAGAAGCUUCUUCGUAGAAGAUCCUUUGAUCGACCUCCUUCUUCUUUGACUUCUCCUUCUACUUCUGCUUCUCCGCGUAUCCAAAAAUCCCUCAACGUAUCUCCUUCUCGCUCACGAGAUAGACCAGCGUUUCCUAGAGAGAAGCCUGUUACAGCUCAACGCUCUUCGUCUUUCCAUGGAAGCAGAGGCGUUCCAAGAGGAGGUACUACUGUGAAAUCGCCUCCUGUGGCGCCAAAGAAGAGCGGUUUGAGCAGUAGCAGCACUUCUUCGAAAAGCAAAAGGGAAGGUUCUGAAAAUGUUACAAAUAAGAAAGCAUCUGAUAAAGAGAUUAAUGCCUUGGAUUCUGCUUCUAUGUCGUCUGCUCAGGAGGAUCAUCAAGAGGAGAUUCUGAAGGUUGAGAGUGACCAUGUGCAAGUUGCUGAUCAUAAUAUAGAAGAACCAAAAGAUGAAAAACAAGAUAAAGAGGUGCAAGAAACGGUUGUGCAAGCCAAUGAAUCCGUUGAAGAGAAGACUAAGAGUGGUGAACCAACACCGGUUGCUUCUCCUAUUGGGAAAGAUUGCAAUGCUGUCAUCAAAGAACUAGAAGAAAAAAUGAUCAAUAAUGAAGAAGAAAUCGAAGAGAAAAUAGAGGAAACUAAAGAGCAAGACAAUAACCAAGAUAACAAGGGUGAAGAAGAGGAAGACGUUAAGAAGAAGAUCGAUGAGAAUGAGACACCGGAGAAGGUUGAUAUUGAAAGCAAAAAUGUUGAAAGUGUUGAAGAAACUACACAAGAAAAAGAAGAAGAAGAGGAGAAGGAGAAAGUGAAAGAGGAGGAGAAGGAAAAGGUUAAAGAAGAUGGAAAGGAGAAGGUAGAAGAGGAGAAGGAGAAAGAAAAGGUUAAGGAUGAGGAGAAGGAGAAGGUUAAAGAAGAAGAAUCAGGAGAGGGAAAGAAGAAAGAAGUAGUGAAAGGGAAGAAGGAAUCUCCAUCAGCUUACAACGAUGUAAUAGCAAGUAAGAUGCAAGAGAACCCGAGGAAAAACAAAGUUUUGGCUCUAGCUGGAGCUUUUCAAACCGUUAUUGACUAUGAAACUGCUGCAUCUAAGUGAUAUAUAUCGCAAAACUACAACAAAAACAAUGUCAUCUUUAGCUUUUUUCCAUGUUAAUUUUUUUCUUUCUGUACUAAUUAUCAUUUUGCCAUUGUUAUAAUUUUUCCCUCGUGAAUUGUAUGUUUUUCGAGUGAAUAAAGUUACAUGCACCUAAUCAUAUGUUUGUGAA